Messenger RNA from Triplophysa dalaica, 4421 nucleotides. RefSeq names its product mesoderm induction early response 1, family member 3 b (gene mier3b). Bases 254 to 1813 code for a protein of 519 amino acids. Gene Ontology annotation, molecular function: transcription corepressor activity; histone deacetylase binding. The record is from RefSeq and is a predicted model, not a curated record. Gene Ontology annotation, biological process: negative regulation of transcription by RNA polymerase II. Gene Ontology annotation, cellular component: nucleoplasm. NCBI's taxonomy places the organism in Eukaryota, Metazoa, Chordata, Actinopteri, Cypriniformes, Nemacheilidae. The transcript has 13 exons.
GGCUAGCUGGAAAAAAGUAUCUGCUUUAUAUUGCGCAUUUAAACGAUUCCUUGACAGAGUUUCGGUUUUUGUUGAUAUCCAUGUUUAAAGGAGAAUCAAAUAUGUCUUCGCUGGAGGUUUUAGCCAGAUGUGUGUAGAAAUGACGACGGUAGACGGGUUCAAAUGAAGAGUGAUUUAUCAGGCUUCCUUUGGGAGUUCGAGCCCUGUUGGCUCUUUGUCCUCCGAGGAUCAUGACUUUGAUCCAACAGCAGAGAUGUUGAUUCAUGAAUAUGAUGAUGAAAGAACCUUAGAGGAGGAGGAACUUCUGAAUGGACAAAAGAAUUUCAGGGCAGAACUGGCAGACUUGGAGAGGGAAGGAAACAUGCCGAUUGAAGAUUUGUUGGCCAUGUACCGUUAUGAGGCAUCAGACAGUACAGGUGCAGGAUCUAGCAUUGACAGCUCUUCUGUUGAACUAUCAGAUGAUCUGCCUGACAUGACGCUAGACAAGGAGGAGAUUGCGAAGGAUCUCUUAUCAGGAGAUUAUGAGGAGGAGACUCAGUCCUCUGCUGAUGAUCUGACCCCUUCUGUUACCUCCCAUGAAGCCACAGACUUCUUCCCAAGAACACUGAGAUCCAACAUGAACGAUGAUGGUGAUAAAGAUUCUGAAGGGGAGGAGGAUGGGGUGAGCAGUGAAGAUUCAAGAAAGGAAAUAAUGGUUGGGUCCCAGUAUCAAGCAGAGGUUCCUGUGGGCCUCAGCCACUAUAAGGAGGAUGAGAAGGUGUACGAGGAGGAGGACAAGCUGCUAUGGGUUCCUGAUGUGCUGUCAGAAUGUAAAGUGAGAAACUACCUCAGAGAGGCUCUGUCACAGACUACAGACGGAAACACAGACGACUGGACAUCGGCACACAUACGAGAUAAUGAACAGGCCUUGUUUGAGCUUCAUAAGUGUGAUUAUGACACUUGCGAGGCUCUGACACGAUACUGCAGAAAUGCGAGGACGUCAAAAGAAGAAUCACCACCAUGGUCAGAGGAUGAAUGCAGAAACUUUGAACAUGCACUGCUGAUUUACGAGAAAAAUUUCCAUCUUAUUCAGAAACACAAGGUUCAAACGCGGACUGUGGCAGAAUGUGUGGCCUUUUAUUACAUGUGGAAAAAGUCUGAACGUUUCGACUACUUCGCCCAACAGAAUAGAUUUGGCAAGAAGAAGUACAGUAGUUACCCGGGUGUGACAGACCUGAUGGAUCGGCUGGUGGAUGAGGCGGAAGGUCUGGCGAUGGACAGCACAUCCUCUGUUUGUUCAGGUGGAGCUGGAGGACGAAUCGAGACAUCGGCAGAACAACAACUAGGGCUGCUCAACUCCAUCACUGCCAGUGACCUCACAGCCCUUAGUAACAGCGUAGCAACCGUGUGCAGUGGUCCCGGAGACGUGAGUUGUCUGGACUCCCCUUACUUUUCCCCUCUGGAGAGUAUACACAGAGGAGCCCUGAACCACGACGAGCAGAUGAACUAUGCCGCAAACGGAGGAAGCAGCUGCGCCAAUAUACUGGAUUCCGCUUUCUACCGCUCCGACCUGAGUCAGAUUGGCAUGUGCGGCACCAAAGACACCGAACGACCCUCCAAGAGGUUAAAGAUGGGCCUCACAGAGUCUUUCAUAAACGACGUGUCCGUUUCAAACCUGGCCGUGGACUUUGAGGGCAGACGAACACAUCGCAUCACGGGAGCCACUAUGGCCGUGUCGGUCACAGACUUCAGCAGUAUAGGGGGUGGCGACCCCAACGGUUUCAUCAGCUCCCACUCCCGACAUCACCAGCACACCGCACUUCAGUCCGACUGACUUCCUCUUGCCCUCCGGAUCCACAUUCACCCACUCGCUGACUAUUAGUUGUUUUUCAAUUAUAUAUAUAUAAAAAUAUACCGUUCGGUCUUUUUUGUAAUAUGACAUCAGUGAUGUCUGUAUUGUACAGAGCUAAGAAAUCUUGAUUUCUCAAGAGAUUAAAUAGCCAUUUAUUUUUCUGGUCUUUCAGAUAUUUAAAAAGAUUUCCGUCUAUGAUGAUAUACAGCUAAACCUAAAUGCUGGAGCAGAGAGUUGUUGACUCGUACUGUAGUAAUCUCAAUGCCUGCAUCUUUCAAGAUUUACUGUCCUGCAAAAAAGUCGCUUCCGCCGAAAACUGCGCUGUUUCUUGUCGUUUCCGUGUUUGUGUGUUUGUUUAGAAAUUGGGUACUAUUUCUGUGUUUACAAAACCCAAGAUCAUGUAGUCGUUGGGAAAUGUAGCAUUUUGUAUAUCACAAACCUGGCUUUUAUAAUUGAGAAUAAUGAACUUUUUGGAUCAAAGAGUACAUGAAAAAACAGAAAGCACUUCUGGUCACUGAGGCGAUUUUCGCGUUGCCUGCAUUCCCACAUUUUCCUACAAACCAUUGAGGUUUCUAUAUUUUGUUUGAAAACCUGGUUGGUUUUAUGAGUUCAAGUUAGGAUUUUUAAGCUGUAAUAACAUCCAAAAACAACUGUGUUUGUUUAAACCUGUUGAUGAUCAUAAGAUAGGGCAGGAAAGGCAUAUUUUUCAUUGUGUCUCAAUUUUCCAGAACUUUAAAGUAGGAUUUAAGAUGCCAAUGAACAAUGAUCGAAACUGAAGCUUGUUGGCUUAGUACUAAAAGCUGCAAGGGAGUAUUAUGAUUCAGGUGGUGCUAUUAAGUCACCCGUGCUUAACAGUAUUAGUAUAAUUUCAACUGUAUAUAAAUUAAAAUGUGAGACGUUCCCCGGGAGGCAGUUUUGCUGGUGUUCUUAACUGCAUAUGCUUCGGUACAGAUUAAACCAGUAUUUUUCAGCUAUGCAUUAUGUAUAUUUGGUAGCUGCCAGAAAUACUAAGUCCUUCAGAAUUUAGCUUAUUGUAAAUCUUGUUUACUUGCUUUGUUUUUCCUCACAAUUUUGCCAAGUUCAUCAAGAUUCUUGUAUGCAUGGAGCAGAUUUUUUUUUUUUGAUGUUACUAGCUGUUAAACAUUACAUGCCAAAAAUCAGUCAGCUGGACACACCGUAUCAAAAUCCUUUCUGCUCUUUGCAUGCAAAAAAACAAACAAAUUAAAUUACCAUAUAGUUAAUUUAAAUGCUUUGACUUUGGUUGGGUUGAAUGCAAAAAUGAUAUAAAAAAUGUUUAUGGCAAUAAUAUGUAGAUAUGUAUAGAUUGUUCAUUGAAUUUUCAUUGAUUGUUUGUAUUGCCUUAUGUUUUGUUUACGGAAUUAAGAGACGUCAAAAUUGUGCAUGCUAGCAUCGGUUGUUUGCAAAAGUGCCACUGAUUAGAGAAAUUAUUUUGCGUGGCACCUUUUGGACACUCCCAUGUAAGCCUCUCUUAUUUUUACUUUCUCGAAGAAAAUGUUUCUGUCAAUAAGUAGAAAGGUUUACCAUCAUUACCUUGACUUGUAAUGGCUGCUAUCAGUAAUGUGAAGAGUUUGUUUAAUGCACUGCUGUUGCAAUUAUAAGUUGAAUUGAAAGUCUUGUGCAUCUACAUUGUUAAUACGUGGUAAAGUACUCAUUAAUGGCAUGUUUGCGAUGACACUGAUUGAAAUGGAUUCACGGAUACCAAUAUUCAUUGACGGGGUUCGAAAGCACUACAGAGAUUUUGUUAGAAUUUUCUUUAUGGUCAAAAUGCAGAUUAGGAGAGAACACAAUGUAGUACUUUGUGCUCAUAUAAAGUUUUACUUUUUUUUUUAUUUUUGUACUUUAAAAGUCUUUGCGCCUAUUAUUCUGUAUAGGUAUUAUUUCUUUUAUAAAUGAUACCCUGAACUGCACAUUUAUGUUUAUUCAGCUAGGUUUGCUAAAGUACAGACUGAAAUGUAAGGCAAACUAAAAGCUUACAGGUUGGUUUGACCUAUAGAAAUAACACAUCUUAAAAACAAGUGAUAUUAAGAAAAUUUUGAUGAUGCGUUUUAUUGUAUUUAAUUUAGAAAUUUAAAAUACUUAUAAGGUAGAGAUUUCACAUUCAAACAUGGGGGUAAGUGGUAGAAUUUGUUAUUUAGACCAACAAAUCCUAUAAAUGUGUUUCCAUAUAUUGGCCUACAGACAAUCAUAACAUUAAAUAACUGAGUUAUUCAAACAGAUAUCUCUAUUGUUUAUAAAAUAUGUACAUAAUUGCUUUGUUUUGCAUUAUUUUGUAUUUUUGUUGUACUUUAUUACUUGGUGUAAAAAGUUCCAGAAAUAAAAGCUCUGGAUGUGUAAUUUGUGGUAAUUUUACUCCGAACACACAUAUUUUACCAUGCUUAAAUCAAACAGAUACACAAUUAUAUUUGUACCUUCAUGAUGUAGGGGCAGGACAUAUGGUUUUAUGGAACAUGUGAUUGUUUCUUAGGGUUUGUAUCUUAGAAAAAGACAAUACACAGUUUCAAAAAAAAAAAAAAAAUUUUAAUUGUUCAGAUCUACAAUAUUUGUAGUGGUAUAUUUUCAUCCGCGUGGA